This is a messenger RNA of Pseudophryne corroboree (corroboree frog), 939 nucleotides long. Its product is annotated as olfactory receptor 10C1-like. Bases 1 to 939 code for a protein of 312 amino acids. Gene Ontology annotation, biological process: detection of chemical stimulus involved in sensory perception of smell; G protein-coupled receptor signaling pathway. Gene Ontology annotation, cellular component: plasma membrane. The transcript has a single exon. NCBI's taxonomy places the organism in Eukaryota, Metazoa, Chordata, Amphibia, Anura, Myobatrachidae. The record is from RefSeq and is a predicted model, not a curated record. Gene Ontology annotation, molecular function: G protein-coupled receptor activity; olfactory receptor activity.
AUGAGUAACCAAACCACGGUGACCAGUUUCUUAAUUCUUGGCUUCUCAGCUUUCACAGAAGUCUGGCUUCCGUACUUCGUCUUCUUCCUCUUCGUUUACCUGGUCACUCUGAUGGGUAAUGGGGCAGUUGUCUACAUUGUGCACUCAGACCAUGCUCUCCACUCCCCCAUGUACUUCUUCCUGUGUAACUUGUCCAUCCUGGAGACAGUGUACUCAUCUGUCACUCUUCCGAACAUUCUUAAAAACCUGGUGUCAGGGGAUAAAAGAAUUUCGUUCCUUGGCUGCGCCAUCCAGAUGUUCUUCUUUCUGUUCUUAGGGACCACCGAGUGUCUUCUCUUGGCUAUUAUGGCAUUUGAUCGUUACACAGCUAUCUGCCAACCGCUCUUCUACAAUAUGGUGAUGAGCAAGCAGAGGUGCGGCUACCUGUCUGCUUUGGCGUGGUCCUCCGGCGCGCUUCUUUCCUUAGGACAGACAACCUUUAUCUUUACACUAACCUACUGUGGUCCUAAUGUCAUUGACCACUUCUUCUGUGACAUACCUCCAGUCCUAAAGCUGGCAUGCUCAGAAACCUACCUGAAUGAGAUUGCCAUUUUCAGCGUGUGUGUGGCCAUCCUCCUGACGCCCUUUCUCCUGAUUCUUGCAUCCUACACCCGAAUUAUCUCAACGCUACUGAAAAUGACUUCGGUGGAAAAGCGGGGGAAGGCAUACUCCACUUGUGUGUCCCACCUGACGUCAGUCACUCUCUUCUACGGCACGGCCUCGUUUAUGUACUUACGACCCCGAUCCCUGUACUCUCUACACACUGAUAGGUUCCUAGCACUCUUUUAUAGUGUAGUGACUCCCAUGUUGAACCCACUCAUCUACAGUUUAAGGAACCAAGAAGUCAGAGGGUCACUGCAGAAGAUCAUCAAGGAGAUUCACAUUUUACGCAAAAAAUGA